Drosophila willistoni is the source of this 1420-nucleotide messenger RNA. RefSeq names its product estradiol 17-beta-dehydrogenase 11. Gene Ontology annotation, molecular function: oxidoreductase activity, acting on the CH-OH group of donors, NAD or NADP as acceptor. The coding region runs from base 129 to 1361 and encodes 410 amino acids. NCBI's taxonomy places the organism in Eukaryota, Metazoa, Arthropoda, Insecta, Diptera, Drosophilidae. Gene Ontology annotation, cellular component: lipid droplet. The transcript is spliced from 8 exons. The record is from RefSeq and is a predicted model, not a curated record.
AAAAAGAGAAGAAGAAAUAUAUUUUUACGAAAAUCAUUCAAAACAGAAAUAAUUUCCAAUUUCCAUUUAAGUUGGUUAAGAGUGAAAAAAGUGAAGUGUAAAAAGUGCCACGAAAAAUCCUCUCAAAUAUGGUAAAGAACAAUAACAAUCUAAUGGCCGAUUUGAAAACUCCUGCAAAUGGCCUCAAUGGCCAUAGUCCUUUGCCCAAUGGCAAUGGAGUGCUGGCCAAUGGCCAGAACGGAGAUGCUGCAUGUCCUCCAACCAGCUGGCGCGACACUCUAUGGAAUACUUGGGAUGCCUUUGCCGAUGUGGCCUGGUUCAUAAUCUGCUGCAUUGCCUACAUAUUCCAGGAUCUCUACUAUAUAGUCUUUGGUUAUCCUGAAAAAGAACUCAACACAGACAUUGCCCUAAUCACAGGUGGAGGCAAUGGCCUGGGUCGUUUGCUGGCCGAAAGAUUGGGCAAAAUGGGAACCAAAGUCAUCAUUUGGGACAUCAAUAAGAAGGGCAUAGCGGAAACAGUGGAAAUUGUGGAAGAGGCUGGCGGCUACUGCAAGGGCUAUGUGGUAGAUAUAUCGAAAAAGGAAGAAGUCUACAAAGCAGCCGAUGUCAUCAGAGAAGAAGUUGGUGAUGUCACCUUGCUGAUUAACAACGCUGGUGUCGUUUCUGGCCUGCAUCUUUUGGAAACGCCUGACCAUCUGAUUGAACGUUCAUUCAAUGUGAAUGUUAUGGCACACUUUUGGACCGCAAAAGCGUUUUUGCCCAAAAUGAUUGAGAAUGAACGAGGACACAUUGCCACAAUUGCCUCUCUGGCCGGCCAUGUUGGCAUUAGCAAAUUGGUCGAUUAUUGUGCCAGUAAAUUUGCUGCAGUUGGCUUCGAUGAGGCUUUAAGGUUGGAGCUGGAAGUCCUUGGCCAUACAAACAUACAAACCACCUGCAUUUGUCCAUUCUUUAUACAAGCAACCGGCAUGUUUGACGAUGUGAAUGCCAGAUGGGUGCCCACACUGAAUCCAAAUGAUGUGGCCGAUCGUGUCAUUUCUGCCAUUAAAAAGAACGAAAAACUUGCUGUGAUACCCGGUUUCUUGAAAUUUGUUUUGUCCUUCAAGUGGACCUUCCCCUGGGGUUGUGUGGGAGGUUUGUUGCGUCGCCUGGUGCCUGAUGCCUCGCCACACGGUUUGCCUAGCUCCAUUACCACUGCCCGCACAGCCCAAAGCAACGGCAAUGCCAAGUUAAAGUCGAGCCCCACCCCCAUCUCCGCCGAUAUAGCCGCCCUUGAUGUUCAGUUGAGCAACGUCACAUUGCCGGCCAAGCCACCCUCGAUGCUGAUCCAGCGUACACCCUCAUUGGGGGAACGUGUGCUAUGAGAAAUUUACCUUACGCCCCACACUCCCCCAAAAACAAAAACAAAACACUGUUUCUUUAU